AUGGUUUCCGUGAGACCGCGACCAUUUCUAAGGGGUUUCAAGAGUAGAAUUUCGGAAGAGCAUAGUACAGCGGACCUUUUCAACUAUACCACGGGGCGAUGGCUUUGGAGAGAGAAGGAGCAGCUACUUGAACGAUACCGGAGAUUCAAUGUACGAGAGCUACAGGCCAUAACUGCACAUACACUGGGCUCUCAAGCAUGUGUUUCAAUGUCCAAGAUUGGAGAAGGUAAUUUCAACAAAGUCUUCCGACUCGUGAUGGAUGACGGAGCGGUAGCAAUAGCUCGAAUCCCCCAUCCAAAUGCUGGUCCGCCUCGGUAUACGACUAUGUCGGAGGUUGCUACUAUGGAAUUUGUCAGUCUUUCCCGCACCGUGAAUAUCCGGCAAAAAUCUGCAAGAGUUGACCGUAGUGCAGAGUAUAUCGUUAUGGAAGAGGCUAAAGGGACCCCGCUCUCUCAAAUGUGGGAUGAAAUGAAACUAGAUGAUAGGAGUGAAAUAAUCGAUGAUAUUGUUUCAAUAGAGCAGAAACUUCUCUCCGUGACCUUUGGCUUUGGUGAUGUCGCACAAGGGAUUGAGGAUGAGGUUAGAAAGCAAUUCGUCAUCGGCCCUACGACUCGCCGGGAGUUUUGGGAAAAGGAGCGAGCACUGAUGGAUCUGGACCGAGGACCUUGGAAAUCUGCUAGUGGAUAUGUGGAGUCCAUAGCCCAUCGCGAGACUGCUUGGAUUUCCCAGUAUGCACGGAGGGAUUCCAUCAUAUCUGGCUACCCCAGGGGCAAAGGAAGUCAAAAAUCACCCCAGGACCACCUCGGCUUAUUGGAGAAAUACCUAUCUGUUGUUUCGAGGCUCCUUCCCGAUGAUACCGAGCUUGUUCGCCCAGCACUCUGGCAUCCUGACAUCCACGAUGGCAAUAUAUUUGUCCAGGAUGGGAGGAUAUCCAGCAUUAUUGACUGGCAGUCUGUCUGGAUUGCGCCUUUGCUUCUCCAGGCCAGAACCCCUCGAUUGAUCGAUUACCAUGGAGAGAUCCAAUUGAGACUUCCCGAAGACUUUAAAACGCUGCCCGAAGAAGAGAGGGAUCGUGUCAGAGACCAGGUCCAACGGUCUAUCCAGGUAUACCUUUAUGAGGACCGGACGGCAAGAGUCAACCCUCUUCUUGACAGGGCAAUUAGGAAACCCCAUGGGAAAACAUUGGCUCAGCUCGUGAGCUUUGCUGGAAACUCAUGGGAUGACCACAUCGUACCCCUGAGGGACACUCUGAUUGACGUUGAAAGCGAAGAGUCAAAAGGCUACAGCGCGGCACAGGCUUUCUGGGAGAUGCUGCAGAGCCGAGUCCAGUCAGACGGCUGGACCACCGUGGAAGACUUUGACGAUGCCGUGGAAUACUUCUCCCAGCUGCGAGAAGCGGGACUGGCCAGCUUGGAGGGCGAGGAGAGGGACGAGUUUGAAGCCUCGACUCGGUUUGUAGAGGCCCGCCGGGCAGAGCGAGGAUCCAGCGUGUGUGAUAUUAGCCAGAAACAGGGCUCGCAACUCAUCUAG
Molecule: messenger RNA, 1530 nt
Organism: Trichophyton verrucosum HKI 0517
Lineage: Eukaryota; Fungi; Ascomycota; Eurotiomycetes; Onygenales; Arthrodermataceae
Product: phosphotransferase enzyme family protein
Exons: 5
Coding region: 1-1530 (509 amino acids)
Cellular component (GO): mitochondrion
Source: RefSeq, a predicted model, not a curated record